Molecule: messenger RNA, 2463 nt
Organism: Procambarus clarkii (red swamp crayfish)
Lineage: Eukaryota; Metazoa; Arthropoda; Malacostraca; Decapoda; Cambaridae
Source: RefSeq, a predicted model, not a curated record
ACCAGGUGUUGCAGUCCUCGCCCCGAUGAUUACCGCGUGUUUAAGAUAUAUUCAGUUACUGGGAAGAGUAAUGUAAUAUUGAUGACAUGACGCCAGUGACAGUUUUGUCUCUCCUUUGAUCAGAUUUGUGCAUCAUGGCUGGGGCCGUAGCCACCACCAUAUCUGGAGCAGCUACAGCAACUGCAGCAGCCAUCGGCAGUAGCAGCAGCAGCUCCAGCCCAGCCCUGACCUUCCGCGUAUUGGCCGAAUGCAGCAAGUCUAAAGCCCGGACAAGUCUAAUGAAGUUGCCACAUUAUACAGUCGAGCUGCCAAUGUUUAUGCCAGUCGGGACCCAGGGUACAAUGAAAGGUCUGUUGCCAGAGCAAGUGAAGGAUACCAAAGCUCAGAUCAUCCUGGGAAACACAUACCACCUAGGAUCCCGCCCGGGAAAGGAUCUUCUGCAGGAUUUUGGGGGUCUUCAUAAGUUCAUGCAGUGGGACCGAGCUCUCUUGACAGACUCGGGAGGCUUCCAGAUGGUGUCUCUCUUAGAGUUGGCGGAAAUUACGGAAGAAGGGGUGAAGUUUAAGUCUCCUUAUGAUGGAUCUGAGUGUAUGCUGACACCGGAGGAAAGUAUUGAGAUCCAGAAUGCCAUUGGAGCAGACAUUAUGAUGCAACUUGAUGAUGUAGUGAAUGUCAAGGAGAAAGAGUACGAGCGAUUUAAGACUUCUACCUACAGAACGACCCGUUGGCUUGAUCGGUGCAUGAAAGCUAACAAGAAUCCUGAGCGGCAAAAUUUAUUUCCCAUCGUUCAAGGAGGGCUCUUCCCCGACCUACGGAAGAUCUCACUCGAGCAGCUAAUAGCCAGAGAUGCUCCCGGAUAUGCUAUUGGAGGUCUUAGUGGAGGUGAGGAAAAGGACAAGUUCUGGCCAGUGGUUCAUCUGUGUACAGACCAGCUUCCAAAAAACAAACCUCGGUACUGCAUGGGCGUUGGCUUUGCUGUCGACCUCGUUGUGUGCUGCGCUCUUGGGGUGGACAUGUUCGAUUGUGUUUUCCCCACUCGAACUGCAAGAUUUGGCUGUGCUCUUGUGAACAAUGGCCAGAUCAACCUCAAGUCCCGUGAAUUUGUUAGCGACUUUGGCCCCAUUGACGAAAACUGUGACUGCACAACUUGCAAAAAUUACACCCGUGCCUAUCUACACACCAUCGUCACCAAGGAGACUGUUGCAUGCCAUCUUCUGUCUCUACACAAUAUUGCCUACCAGAAGAGGAAGGAAGCAGGGAGAUGGCCUACACCCACUUCAGAGCCAGGAACCUUAACUGAGGAAGCAGAUAGGGUGUCAACCAGGAAAGCCAGUCCUCCAGGAGACUAUGUACCUGCAGGAGACAGUAUGUACCUGCAGGAGACUGUAUGUACCUGCAGGAGACAGUAUGUACCUGCAGGAGACAGUAUGUACCUGCAGGAGACUGUAUGUACCUGCAGGAGACAGUAUGUACCUGCAGGAGACAGUAUGUACCUGCAGGAGACAGUAUGUACCUGCAGGAGACAGUAUGUACCUGCAGGAGACAGUAUGUACCUGCAGGAGACAGUAUGUACCUGCAGGAGACAGUAUGUACCUGCAGGAGACAGUAUGUACCUGCAGGAGACAGUAUGUACCUGCAGGAGACUGUAUGUACCUGCAGGAGACAGUAUGUACCUGCAGGAGACUGUAUGUACCUGCAGGAGACUGUAUGUACCUGCAGGAGACUGUAUGUACCUGCAGGAGACAGUAUGUACCUGCAGGAGACAGUAUGUACCUGCAGGAGACAGUAUGUACCUGCAGGAGACAGUAUGUACCUGCAGGAGACAGUAUGUACCUGCAGGAGACAGUAUGUACCUGCAGGAGACUGUAUGUACCUGCAGGAGACAGUAUGUACCUGCAGGAGACAGUAUGUACCUGCAGGAGACAGUAUGUACCUGCAGGAGACAGUAUGUACCUGCAGGAGACAGUAUGUACCUGCAGGAGACAGUAUGUACCUGCAGGAGACAGUAUGUACCUGCAAGAGACAGUAUGUACCUGCAGGCCUACAGUCAAGGCAGAAGCAGCAGGGGAGGUCGGAUGAUUCUUGGCACAGGUGUUGAAGCAGGUGUUGAAGACUAGAUGUGUCAUGGGGUUUGGGUUCAUUUCAUUACAUCAAUGUAGAUGUAUCAUAAUGUAUAAUUUAUAACCAUACUGUAUUUACAUUUGUAAUAAAACCAGGGGGGAUAACAACUAAAACUGAUAAAUGAUGAUAACCACAUUGGUCCAUGAGAUCAACAUAUGAUGAUAACCUUUAAGGGUGAAAAUCUUCAAGGGCUAAAAGAUUCAUAACAUUUUCUGUGCUUAACCAUCUGCAGGUUUGGCUGUCACAAAUAUUUCACACACUCUUUCAUAAUUCUUUAAUAUCUGCUUAAAUCAAUUUGAAAUAUCUGGGAAAAAACUUAUGCAAACACAACACACACAAAAC